AUGGCUGAGAACUUUGAUUACCUUGCUGAUGUGAAUGCAAAAAAUCUUUAUUGGAGUUUCAAGGUCUUUGUCGUUAGGGCAUGGGAUGUUCCAAGUAGAUUUAAUGACAAAGAGGUUAUGAGCAUGGAGCUGGUGCUUCAGGACAGUAAGGGUCAUAGGUUGCAAGCUUCGAUACCAAAACCAUUGGUUAAGAAGUGGAAGGAUGUCAUAGUGGAGUUUCAGAUGUACACGAUGAAAAAUUUUGUUGUUUUGGAUAACACUACAUACCCCAAGGUAACUCCGGAUAAAUAUAUAUUGGUUUUUUCACACCGGACCAGGGUUCAUCACGUUGAACAUCCAAGCUUUCCACUUGAUGCCUUUCGCUUGAAGUCAUUUAAGGAAUUGCUUAAUGCUGAUAAGUUGGACGACUCUGAACUUAUUGAUAUAAUUGGUGAGGUUGUAGGCAAAGAGGAUCCCAGAGAUUUGGUAACCAGCAAAGGGGUGGAGACUAAACGGUCGGCCAUAAUCCUACAAGAUUUAAACAACAAUAAAAUUAGCUGUGCUCUGUUUGGUAAAAUGGUAGACGAGCUUUUACCUCAUCUUCACGAUGGAAGGGUUGAACCCCUCAUUGUAGUGCUCCAAUAUUUUAAACCCAAUAGAUGGAAUGGUAAAACAUCUGUCCAGAGUCAUUUCUAUGUUUCCAAGCUGCACAUCAAUGAUGGUUUAAAAGAAGUUGUUGGAUUCCGAAAUAGAUUGCUUAGCGGAGUGGCUGCAAGUUCCUCAAGGAUUAGCCAAGUUUCAUCUCAGGGGGGAUGGUUUGGAGCUGAUGAGAUAAACCAAGGUGCUGUUUUGGUGAAGACUAUUGAGCAAGCACUUAAUGUUAAAGAGGAAGGUCCGAUAUGGAUAUGUGCAAGCAUUGUAUCUUUAAAUGUUGGCAAGGAUGAUUGGUUUUACAAAUCGUGCAGGAAAUGUCCAAAAAAAGUUGAUACUCCUAUUGGAAAUAGAUAUGAAUGUACCAAGUGUGGACACACUCAUGGUUGUGCUUCUUUGAGGUUCAAGGUACAGGUCAUGGUCCACGAUGGAACUGGGAGUAUCACCCUCUUGCUUUGGGAUAAUGAAACAACUCAACUUUGCGGAAAGAAAGCUGAACAAGUAAUGGAGGAUGAUGUUAUAGGUAACGAUGCUUAUCCACCCACCUUUGAUAACAUGAUGGAUAGGAAAGUUCUAUUUAAGAUUAAUGUGAAGUCUGCUAAUAUCAAGGGUUUUGAUCAAAUAUAUACUGUUAUGAAAAUUUGUGAUGAUGAGGAUAUAGUUGAGAAGAAUAUGCCCAAAGAGAUUGCUGAGAGUACAUCUACAUUUGUUACUUUUACACUGGAUGGAAUGGAAGAGUGUAUAUCAACCCUCAAAUGCAAAACUCCUGGUAAGAGAACUACCAGCCUCUUAAAUCCAGCCAAUCAAGGAAUGGAUGAGAAUGAGGAUGAAGGACAACUGUCAACUAAUAGAGGUGGCAGGAAGGGUGUAAAGAGGAUCAAGGCAAAUAUGACUCAAGUGGAGCAUUGA
This is a messenger RNA of Arachis stenosperma, 1539 nucleotides long. Its product is annotated as replication protein A 70 kDa DNA-binding subunit B-like. The transcript has 11 exons. Gene Ontology annotation, cellular component: nucleus. The coding region runs from base 1 to 1539 and encodes 512 amino acids. NCBI's taxonomy places the organism in Eukaryota, Viridiplantae, Streptophyta, Magnoliopsida, Fabales, Fabaceae. Gene Ontology annotation, biological process: DNA recombination; DNA repair; DNA replication. The record is from RefSeq and is a predicted model, not a curated record. Gene Ontology annotation, molecular function: DNA binding.